GCAGGAAGCAGUUUUAAUUUGGCUCUGGAAUGAAACCUGUCCAGCUUCGAUCUAUCAGCGAUCGAUCACCUUUCAGAUUGAGUUCAUCGUCGCGCGCUGACUGACGUUUAACGGCCAACCGGGAAGGACGUAAGGAAAGGAGGAAAGGAAAGCAGGCGAGUGGACUUUAAGGGAGAGAAAAAUCGAGACAGAUCACGAGAAAAAAGAGAUGGAGAGCAAAGAGAAGACACCCGCAGAGCCGCAGUUGAAGGGUAUUGUGACGCGUCUCUUCAGUGAGCAGGGCUUCUUCCUGCAGAUGCAGCCUGAUGGAACCAUCAGCGGCAGCAAAGACGAGAACAGCGACUACAACUGUCUGUGUGUGUGUGUCUGUUGUCCUGCAGCUCUGUUUAACCUGAUCCCAGUGGGGCUGAGGGUGGUUGCCAUCCAGGGUGUGAAGGCGGCUCUCUACGUGGCCAUGAACGCUGAGGGAUUCCUCUACACCUCCGACAUCUUCACAGCAGAGUGCAAGUUCAAGGAGUCGGUGUUCGAGAACUAUUACGUCAUCUACUCGUCCACGCUGUACCGGCAGCACGAGUCCGGCCGGGCCUGGUUCCUGGGACUCAACAAGGAAGGAGUCAUCAUGAAGGGAAACCGGGUGAAGAAAACCAAACCCUGCUCACACUUUGUCCCCAGACCCAUCGAAGUGUGUAUGUACAAGGAGCCGUCGCUGCACGAACUCGAGGAGAAGCUCCUGAAAUCAUCACGGAGUCCAACCAUCAACAGUGAGAAGAGAGUGAGAGAUUUGAAGCAGCAGGAUGAGCCAGAGGAUGACACCACAGAGCGAGAUGGCUCAUAGCCUGCAGUGCCCCCUGGAGGUCCGGAGGAGGAGAACUCCCAUUUUGACACUCCGUCUGUUCAUCAGGAACCACGACAACCGCACCGACCACAACAGCGACAAAGGCAAAAAAACAAAAAUCAAUCAGUCACAGGAAAAAAAUUGCUUAUGUUGCUUAUGAUGAAAUAUUUUAGAAAAAAAUGUUAAGAGGUCAGGGGGAGGAGUUUAUUUUUAAAAGUCAGGACGAUGAUGAUGAUGAUACACAUUUUAUGCAAAAAGACACGCUGGCAGCGUGCCAGGAGGCGCGCACGUCUGCUCUUCAUCAGAUCGCAGUCAUCAUCACUGUCACCAUGACAAUGGCGAGUCGAUCCAGCGCUCAGAACUCAGAAGCUUUAAGCCAUGUAGAAACUGCUGCACUUUGGACACGCCCCCUGCUUCGUCUGCAUGUUGUCCCAUCUAAUCAUAGAGAAGACGUUCUGGUUCUGGUUUGGGGCCGGUCUUGGGGUUUGUUGCAAACAUUGCCGAUAAAAAGAAGGGAAACUGGACCGGUUCUGAAAAACGUCUGCUGGACUCAGGUGACCGUUGUUGUUCCUGUUUUACUCCUUCAGAUUUAAAGUGACAGGAAGUGGAUCAGAACCAAACCUUUCAAAACAAAAUAAAAAUGCUGUUUGGAGCUU
Molecule: messenger RNA, 1491 nt
Organism: Thalassophryne amazonica
Lineage: Eukaryota; Metazoa; Chordata; Actinopteri; Batrachoidiformes; Batrachoididae
Product: fibroblast growth factor 12-like
Exons: 5
Coding region: 209-835 (208 amino acids)
Biological process (GO): fibroblast growth factor receptor signaling pathway; animal organ morphogenesis; regulation of cell migration
Cellular component (GO): cytoplasm
Molecular function (GO): growth factor activity; fibroblast growth factor receptor binding
Source: RefSeq, a predicted model, not a curated record